This is a messenger RNA of Pisolithus orientalis, 3949 nucleotides long. RefSeq names its product coatomer WD associated region-domain-containing protein. The coding region runs from base 157 to 3789 and encodes 1210 amino acids. The transcript has 15 exons. Gene Ontology annotation, biological process: intra-Golgi vesicle-mediated transport; intracellular protein transport; endoplasmic reticulum to Golgi vesicle-mediated transport. NCBI's taxonomy places the organism in Eukaryota, Fungi, Basidiomycota, Agaricomycetes, Boletales, Pisolithaceae. The record is from RefSeq and is a predicted model, not a curated record. Gene Ontology annotation, cellular component: COPI vesicle coat. Gene Ontology annotation, molecular function: protein binding; structural molecule activity.
CACGUCGUGUUAGCCUACCCAGUGCGAUUUGCUGCAGAGCGAGCGAGCCGUUGUGGGCCAAUACCUGCGCGAACGAAGCGGACUGACGGCGCUGGCCAAUUCUUGGUGAUAUAAAGACUACUACAGUCGCGGUCCUGGCCUUCGAAAUUCCUCGGAAUGUCGGUUAUGCUCACAAAGUUCGAGUCCAAGAGCAAUCGCGUCAAAGGACUCGCAUUUCAUCCAACCCAACCACUUCUCGCUGCUGCGCUUCACAAUGGUAGUGUGCAACUGUGGAAUUAUCGCAUGGGUGUUUUAGUGGACAGGUUCGAAGAGCACGAAGGUCCCGUGCGAGGCGUCGCCAUCCACCCAACAAGGGCCCUGCUAGUAACUGGUGGUGAUGAUUACAAGAUUAGAGUCUGGGACCUCCGCCCUCAGAAUCGACGAUGCCUCUUUACCCUUCAUGGACAUCUAGACUACGUUCGGACCGUCCAGUUUCACCAUGAAAUGCCAUGGAUCUUGUCUGCAUCCGAUGAUCAAACAAUUCGUAUAUGGAACAGUACAUCGCGCAACUGUAUUGCCAUUCUUACAGGUCACUCACAUUAUGUGAUGUCUGCUCAGUUCCAUCCGAAAGAAGACCUCAUCGUGUCAACAUCGAUGGAUCAAACUGUACGCGUAUGGGAUAUAUCAGGAUUACGCAAAAACACUCCUGGUAGCGGACCCAGCAAUUUCGAGACUUUCGACACUUUCUCGACGGUCAAGUACGUCUUGGAAGGUCAUGAUCGGGGCGUCAAUUUCGCGUCGUUCCACCCAUCGCUUCCCCUAAUAGUCUCUGCUGCUGACGACCGGACGAUUAAAAUCUGGAGAAUGAGUGAAACGAAGGCUUGGGAAGUCGAUUCUUGCAGAGGUCACUUCAACAACGUGUCAAAUGCCCUCUUUCAUCCCAAGCAUGAGUUGAUCGUAUCUUGUGGAGAAGACAAAACCGUUCGCGUCUGGGACCUGGCCAAACGCACUGCCAUUCAGACAUUCCGAAGAGAACACGACCGAUUCUGGGUCCUUGCAGUACAUCCGACCCUUAACUUAUUCGCAGCAGGACAUGACAGCGGCUUGAUAGUGUUCAAGCUAGAACGGGAACGCCCCGCGUUUUCUGUUUAUGCUGAUACCCUCUUCUACGUUCGGGAUAAAUAUGUGCGAGCUUACGAUUUCAACACUGGAUCGGAUAUUGGCCUACUUAGCGUUCGCAAAUUUGGUAGUCCGUAUGUGCCCCCAAGGACCUUGAGCUACAACCCUGCGGAGCGAGCCGUGGUUGUUACUAUAUCCUCGGACAACGGUUUAUACGAGUUGGCUACGCUUCCCACUCAGACGAAUGGUGAAGUCAAGGAUUCCUCUGUUGACGGCAAGCGCGGAGCUGCCCAAAGUGCCAUCUUUGUGGCGAGGAACAGGUUUGCUGUACUACAGAAAACAAACCAAUUGAUUGAGGUCCGCGACUUGUCCAACUCCGUGGUGAAGACAAUCAAGCCUCCUGUGCAAACGAAUGAGAUAUUCUAUGGCGGAACUGCAUGCCUUAUCCUGAGCUCUACGUCAUCCGUCGUUCUGUAUGACCUCCAACAAGAAAAAGUCAUUGCGGAACUGAACAGUCCGCCAGUGAAGUAUAUUACGUGGAGCUCGGAUGGUCAGCUCGUGGCGCUCAUGAGCAAGCAUACUGUGACUAUCGCGAACAAAAACUUUGCUCAAAGUAGUUUGAUUCAUGAAACCAUCCGCAUCAAGUCCGGAGCUUGGGAUGACACGGGAGUGUUCAUAUAUUCCACUCUGAACCACAUCAAAUACUGCCUCCCUCAAGGGGACCAGGGUGUUAUUUGCACACUUGACAACCCUGUUUACCUGACUCGCAUCAAGGGCAAAACUGCAUAUUGCUUGGACCGUUCCGCACGUCCGCGGACCAUCACAUUUGACCCCACCGAGUACCGCUUCAAGCUUGCGUUAUUGCGGAACAAUUACGAGGAAAUGUUACACAUCAUUCGCACGUCGACACUUAUUGGGCAGAGUAUUAUUGCAUAUCUGCAGCAGAAGGGCUUCCCCGAGAUCGCGCUCCAUUUCGUUCAAGACAAAAAUACUCGGUUUGACCUUGCUAUCGAAUGUGGAAACCUUGACGUCGCACUGGAGACCGCCAGAAGUAUUGACAGACCUGAGUGCUGGGAUCGACUAGCACAACAGGCACUCAAACAGGGUAAUCACAAGAUCGUUGAAAAAGCCUUUCAACAAACGAAAAACUUCGAUCGUUUAUCAUUCUUGUACAUGGCUGUCGGCAGCACAGAAAAAUUGUCCAAGAUGCAGAAGAUUGCUGAUGCUCGAGGCGAUCCGAUGUCUAGGUUCCAUAACGCCCUCUACGCGGGCGACGUUCACAAUCGUAUUGCCGUUCUACGUGAUGUCGGCCUUUACUCCUUGGCGUACCUUACUGCAAAAACGAACGGGCUUGAAGACCUGGCGGCGGAUAUUCUCGGAGCCGCAGGGUUGACGGAAGCCGACGUCGAUGAUGUUCCUUCUUUCGGCCAAUCAACACUCAAGCCCCCACCGAUCAUUAACUCUACUCAGAACCUCAAUUGGCCUCUUAUCUCUGGAGCAGAAAGCUUUUGGGACAGAGCCCUUGCGAAUGGACAUCUGGAUAUGGAUGGCGAAAUUCCCCGUGCCAACGGCGCUGAUGCUUCGGGCGGUGCGCUAUCUUCUGCUCUCGACGACUGGGCGAAGGAAGAAGAAACCCACGACGUCAUCGACCCCGAAGAAGGUGGCUGGGAGCUUGACGCCGAUACUGCGGAAACCGAAGAACAGGAGGACGAGUUCGAAGACGCUGUCGACGAGGAAGAUGGUCUUAGUGCGGGAGCUGCACCUGGCGUGAGUGAGACUGAACUUUGGGUUCGCAAUUCGCCAUUUGCCGCGGAUCAUGUUGCAGCCGGUUCUUUCGAGACUGCUAUGCAGCUGCUGAACCGUCAAUUCGGAGUCGUGAAUUUUGCACCUCUCAAGCCUCUAUUCCUAUCGACCUACCGAUCUUCCCACGUCUACCUUACCCCCAUUGCUGCUAUGCCACCAGUGCAACUACACGUGAGACGCAAUCCGUCAGAAAGUUCCGCCAGUCGUGUGUUACCUGUAGCAGCCCGGACACUCGCUACAAUUCGUACCGAGCUGACCGAGGGCUUCCGUUUCGUCUCAGGCAACAAGCUUCAUGACGCCCAAGCCACAUUCAGGUCUGUUCUUCAAGCAUUGCUCUUGGUGACUGUGUCAUCGGAUGCGGACGCAAAGGAGUGGCGAGAUACAGUCACAACUGCUCGGGAAUACCUAUUAGGGGCGUCAAUUGAGCUUGAGCGGCGUCGCGUGAUGCAAGAAGAGCCGGAUAGCGUCCGUCGUGGUCUCGAGCUUGCAGCGUACUUUACACAUUGCCAGCUCCAACCUGCGCAUAUGCAGAUCGCUCUCCGUAGUGCCAUCGGUGUCUUCGCCAAGGCCAACAAUCAUGCAACGGCUGCUAAAUUUGCCAGGCGUCUUUUGGACCUCAACCCUGACCCGAAAAUUGUCGCCCAGGCACGGCAGCGCAUUGCGGCGGGCGAUCGUAACCCGCGGGAUGCUAUCGAGGUUCUCUAUGACGAAUUUACCGAAUUUGAGAUUUGUGCAGCGACAUUCACACCCAUCUACAAGAAGUCGCCCUCGUUGCGCUGUCCGUACACCGAUGCGGCAUACUUGCCAGAACUCAAAGGCAAGCUGGACCCACUGAUUGAGCUGACUGAAAUUGGCGCUGCGGCGACUGGACUGCCUGCCCCGCGAUGAGGAAAUGGACGUUUUAGAUUGGACUAGGGUAGCUUCUCUUGUCAGCGACAAUAAUGCGAUGCUUUUCGAUGACUACAGGCAAUUUUUACAACCUACUCCCUUGUGUGCAUGAUGCGUCAUGUGACUCUGCGUUGGUAUAAAACGCGUCUUCAGUGACCUG